This is a messenger RNA of Musca domestica (house fly), 2415 nucleotides long. RefSeq names its product membrane metallo-endopeptidase-like 1. Gene Ontology annotation, molecular function: metalloendopeptidase activity. Lineage: Eukaryota; Metazoa; Arthropoda; Insecta; Diptera; Muscidae. Bases 200 to 2362 code for a protein of 720 amino acids. Gene Ontology annotation, biological process: protein processing. Gene Ontology annotation, cellular component: plasma membrane. The transcript is spliced from 2 exons. The record is from RefSeq and is a predicted model, not a curated record.
UUCAAAGCUUAAGGCACACACAGAGUUAAUUGAAAACAAUUCGAAUCGGAAAGAUGAUAUUCGAUUGCGGUGCAAAUGAACUUUAAAAAAUGUCAUUGAACAAAAGUUGAAAUCAACAAAAAAAAAGUGAAACUAAAAACAAAUUAAAAUAAAAAAACGAUCUCAAAUAAAAAAGAAAUAAAUAAAUAAAUCUCAAAUCAUGUUUAGAAGUAGUAAACGGACAAAAUGCAAAGUGCAAUUGUUGUUCUUGUUAUUGUUAAUAUUUAUAGUAAAUUUUAAAAGUAUCCUUUGUGCAGCUGUAGCAUAUACGGCGUUCAGCAAUGAAGUAUUCGACAAUACGGAUCUCUUGCGAUCCAAAUAUACCGGCCAAAUGUUAUCCUUUAUGAACUUUUCCAUUGAUCCUUGCGAGGAUUUCUAUGAAUUCGCCUGCGGAAAUUGGAAAAAUGUUAUCGAAGAACAUCAGUCGCCUAGUAAACGUACCAAUCUUAAUGAUAUUGACUACGGCUUGGCCAAUAUCGCUGAAAUGUUACUACAAGAACCAAAUAUUUUAAAUAUUGCCCCCGAAUACGAUGAGGAGUUUCAAUUAACCAAAAAAUUCUACUAUGAUUGUCUGGCAGCCAAUCUGGUCGGCAUUACAAAAUCUGAGGAUUAUUUGGAAGUUCUUCAACAGAUUGGUGGUUUUCCGGCCCUUGAUCCUGACUGGGAUCCUGCAGCUUUUAGCUGGGUAAAUAUGAGUGCCCACAUGAGCAAUUACGGCAUUAGUGGUAUGAUGCGUGAAGGUGUUGUCCCUGAGUACCCUUUCCAAGCCUAUUUUGAUUUGCCCAGUUUUGGAUUAGAAAUAGAACUUCAUCCGGACAGUAUUCAAGACACCAGUUCCAACGCUUAUCAAACCAAUUAUCAAAGAAUGCAUGACAUUUUAUCUGUUUAUGAAAUCGAGGAAGAUCAAAUACCAGUUAUUGUUGAUGAAAUAUUUGAAAUGCUUCGGGAGGUACUUGUUGUGUUUGAAGAAUUUGAUGAAAAUGAAUUCAAAUGCAAAAAUAUAACCAGUUUACUGGAUGAAUCCACUGCUGAGGCUGUUAACAUUACCGUGAGAGAGCAAUGGCAGAGCUAUUUAGAGAUUGCUUGGAAAAAUAAAGAUUUGGAAUUGGAAGAUGAUUAUAAACCGUGCGAUUAUCUCUACUAUAAACUGGAGACUAUAUGUGCUGACCACAAAGAAGCUGUUGCAAAUUAUUUAUCCCUGAAAUUUUUGCAUGAACUCGAUUCCCAACUCAAGGAUGUGAAGUAUCAAAAGGAGUAUUGUGUAUCGAGGAUGCGUGCCGUGAUGACGUUUUUAUUUGAUCAUUUGUAUAUGAAGCUCUACGCCAACGAAGAAUUGUUCGACGAGGUGAAUGCAAUGAUUGAUGAUAUCAAAUCAAGUUUAAGCUCCCUGGUGGAAGAGGCCGAAUGGUUGGAUGAUGAGACACGUGAAGAAGCUCUUCUUAAAGAAGCGAGCAUAAAUAAAGUCAUCGGACGAUAUGAAACACCCGAAACCGUACAACGUCUUAUAGCUGAAAUGAAAAAUCUCGAAUUCGUUGAAGGUGGAAGUUAUGAGGCAAACAAUUUAAAUUUAAAGAAAUUCGAACAAUUUAUAGAUCGCUACAAUGGUCUACAUGCUGCGGAGUUGGAUAACAACACAAAACCGCUGCAAUUGCUGGUGGGAAUGCAGCCAAAUGCUUUUUACUAUAAUAUCGAUAAUUCCAUGUAUGUAAUGGCGGGUGUAUUGCAUCCACCAACAUUUGAUAAGAUUUGGCCAAAUUCACUGAAAUAUGGAACGCUGGGCUAUUUGGUGGGGCAUGAGUUGACCCAUGCCCUCGAUACAGCGGGUGCCAAAUACGAUCACACUGGCAGUAAGCGUUACUGGUGGUCUGACUACUCGGAUAGUUUGUUCAAGGAGCGAGCCCAAUGUUUUGUUGACUACUUCAAUAACUAUCAUGUUCCGGAAAUAAAUCGCAACAUUAACGGCAAUAUCACGAGAGAUGAAAAUAUUGCCGAUGCCGGUGGUUUGCGUGUAGCUAUGUUGGCUUAUCGUCGUCUAAGGGAAAAUAUCGCUGCCGAAAAUCCAGCAUCAGCAAUGGAUGAUAGCGAUGAACGUAUGCCAGGUUUAGAUUUUACACCCGAACAAUUAUUUUUCCUAGGCAAUGCCCAGGUGUGGUGUUCAUCCUACAAGGAAGCCAAUUAUUGGGAGGAGCUGUCCGAUGUCCACACCAUUGAUAAAUAUCGUGUCUUGGGUAUGGUGUCAAAUAAUGCUGAUUUUGCCCAGGCAUAUAAUUGCCCCUUGGGUAGUGCAAUGAAUCCCGUUGAAGAUAAGUGUAUAAUAUGGUAGUUUUAAGGCAACCACAAAAGUAAUAUAAGAAAAUAAAUUUAGAUAAUUGUUAU